AUGGAGGUGGGGGCGUUGAUCCGGGUCCCGGAUGCUCCACAGGCUGCCCCUGAUCAGGCUGGCCUGUACCAAAUGCCACAUUCUCAAGAAAUCAAUGAGCUUAAGUUGAAAGUUCAGGAUCUAGGCGGGAAGUUCAAGAAACCCGCCCUAAGGAAGGUGCGUGUGUCUGCUGAUGAGAUGAUGAGGGCCCUUCUGGGCUCCAAACACAAAAGCUCCAUGGACCUCCGUGCAAAUCUGAAGUCAGUCAAGAAGGAGCAUAUCAAGCAAGAAAAGGUCUUGACCUCUGAGAUAGGUGAUUGGCGUAAGAAUGUGGAAGCCAUGUCUGGCAUGGAGGGGAGAAAGAAGAUGUUUGACGCUGCAGGAGGAGGCCAGUGA
This is a messenger RNA of Sinocyclocheilus rhinocerous, 375 nucleotides long. RefSeq names its product troponin I, slow skeletal muscle-like. Gene Ontology annotation, biological process: skeletal muscle contraction; cardiac muscle contraction. The record is from RefSeq and is a predicted model, not a curated record. The transcript has 4 exons. Bases 1 to 375 code for a protein of 124 amino acids. Gene Ontology annotation, cellular component: troponin complex. NCBI's taxonomy places the organism in Eukaryota, Metazoa, Chordata, Actinopteri, Cypriniformes, Cyprinidae.